UUUUGAGGCUUUAAUCUUUCCUCAACAGGAGAGGCUUCAGUCCAACGUUGGGCUUCUUCACACAGCAUACACGUUUAUUCCAAGGAUUCGAGCUCCACCGAUAGGUAUUCACUGCUAAGAUAGAAGCUUUACUUACCAAACGGUUGAACAAUUGCAUGACCCUUGGGUCUGACUUUAACGGACCAGGGAAGCCAAACGAACCCCAUCCUUUGAUUCAAGAGAUUGAUUCUGAAAUACCAGUUUCCCAGCCUGCUCUUCAGUUGACGUACAGUAUUUUCGGGUCCUCCCCUCCAAUGCAAAGUUUUGAUCCAGCAAAGUUGCUCACGGACUCUGGGAAGCUACAAACACUCGAUAUACUACUGAAACACUUGCGAGCCGAAAAUCAUCGUGUACUCCUGUUUGCUCAAAUGACAAAAAUGUUGAAUAUUCUUGAGGAUUACAUGAAUUAUCGGAAGUAUAAAUACCUUAGACUCGAUGGAUCCUCCACUAUAAUGGAUCGUCGAGAUAUGGUCGGGGAAUUCCAACUUCGGAAUGAUAUUUUUGUGUUCUUAUUGAGCACAAGAGCUGGUGGGUUUGGCAUUAACUUAACAGCUGCUGAUACUGUCAUCUUCUAUGAAAAUGAUUGGAAUCCGACAUUGGAUUUGCAGGCGAUGGACAGAGCUCACCGUCUCGGACAGACAAAAGACGUCACCGUUUACAGAUUCAUAUGCAAAGAGACAGUUGAAGAGAAGAUUCUUGAAAGAGCUAGCCAGAAGAACACUGUUCAGCAGCUUAUCAUGACCGGCGGCCAUAUUCAAGGAGACAUCUUAGCUCCUGAGGAGGUCGUUUCUUUACUUCUCGACGAUGCGCAGUUGGAGCAAAAAUUACGAGAAAUACCUAUUGUGGCAAAGGGUAGAUAUCAGAACAAACAAGCGAAGGGUAUAAGAGUUGAUGCUGAGGGAGAUGCAUCCUUGGAGGAUUUAAUGAACACCGAAUCUCGGGGUACUGAAUAUGACGUUCCAUCUCCUGAUCCCGAAAAAACUAACUCCAGCACGAAAAAGAGAAAAUAG
This is a messenger RNA of Cucurbita maxima (winter squash), 1049 nucleotides long. RefSeq names its product DNA helicase INO80-like. Gene Ontology annotation, molecular function: ATP hydrolysis activity; histone binding. The record is from RefSeq and is a predicted model, not a curated record. The transcript is spliced from 9 exons. The coding region runs from base 156 to 1049 and encodes 297 amino acids. Lineage: Eukaryota; Viridiplantae; Streptophyta; Magnoliopsida; Cucurbitales; Cucurbitaceae. Gene Ontology annotation, biological process: DNA repair. Gene Ontology annotation, cellular component: Ino80 complex.